AUGAGCUCUCCAGAAAUCCCUACCUACACUCUUCUCGACUAUUCCAAGUUUGCCCUAGCCGGUGCCAUUGGGUGUGGUUCCACCCAUUCUUCCCUAGUCCCUAUCGAUGUUGUCAAGACUAGAAUCCAAUUGGAACCUACCGUUUAUAAUGGUGGGAUGGUCCAGUCUUUCAAGAAGAUCAUUGGUGAAGAAGGGCCUCGUGCCUUGUUGACUGGGUUUGGUCCAACUCUGUUGGGUUACUCGAUCCAAGGUUCCUUCAAGUUUGGUGGGUACGAAGUGUUUAAGAAGUUGUUUAUCGAUACUCUGGGUUACGACACUGCAGUGCGUUACAAGAAUUCGGUGUACAUGGGGUCCGCUGCAGCCGCCGAGUUCUUGGCCGACAUUGCUCUGUGUCCCUUGGAAGCCACACGUAUCCGUCUGGUGUCUCAGCCCGGUUUUGCCAACGGUCUUGUGGGCGGCUUUUCCCGUAUCUUGCGUGAAGAAGGGAUCGGCUCGUUCUACUCCGGGUUCACUCCAAUCUUGUUCAAGCAGAUCCCAUAUAACAUUGCCAAGUUUUUGGUCUACGAACGUGCUUCGGAAUUGUACUAUAGAAUCAUCGGUGCCAAGGACACUUUGUCCAGCGGUGCCAACACUGCUAUCAAUUUGUUGUCUGGGUUGACAGCUGGUCUUGCAGCUGCCAUUGUUUCCCAGCCAGCCGACACUCUGUUGUCCAAGGUCAACAAGACCAAGAAGGCUCCCGGCCAGUCCACCGUGGGUCUGUUGGCCCAGUUGGCUAAGCAACUGGGCUUUGUGGGCUCGUUUGCCGGGUUGCCUACACGUCUGGUCAUGGUCGGUACUUUGACGUCGUUGCAAUUCGGUAUCUACGGGUCGUUGAAGAAAUCCCUAGGAUGUGCUCCAACCAUUGAAAUUGGUGGUGGGGGACACUAA
Molecule: messenger RNA, 927 nt
Organism: Henningerozyma blattae CBS 6284
Lineage: Eukaryota; Fungi; Ascomycota; Saccharomycetes; Saccharomycetales; Saccharomycetaceae
Gene: MIR1
Product: Mir1p
Exons: 1
Coding region: 1-927 (308 amino acids)
Biological process (GO): mitochondrial phosphate ion transmembrane transport
Cellular component (GO): mitochondrial inner membrane
Molecular function (GO): phosphate transmembrane transporter activity
Source: RefSeq, a predicted model, not a curated record